AUGGAUGUUCUCAGCACGGAUCCCCUUGGCAUCCUGUCGAUUCUUGGUUUUGAUGGUUCCGGUAAGACUGACUUGAUGGCUACGACAAUCCUGCUUGCGAUAGGUGUAAGACCUGUCAUUGUCUGCACACCGACCCACGCUGCUGCCAGCAAUAUUGCCGCGCGUGUGAACAAGCUGGCUUCCCUCGCCUACGGGAAAGUCAAGGAGCCAAUGCCGGUUGUCGUCCGAGGAUUCUCGUGGAAGGUGGAUGAGCUAUGUGGCAAGGCCUAUGCCCUGGGAGAAGGACCGAGAGUCUUCAAGCCAGCGUUGUACAAGCUGGCCAAAGACGUGGAGAAGGACACCAAGAUCAUGAAUCUCAAGGACACCCUCCAGAAACGAAAGGGUUGGAAUGUUGAGCAUAGCCAGACCUUCCGAGACCUUGCCACCCGGAUACUGCAGGUCGCUGAUGUUAAGAGCUGGACAGGCGGCCCUCUCAACUUAUUCAAUAAGCAUCAAGAGAUCUCGGUUCUGGAGUGCGUAAUGCGCAUGCAAUGGCCGUGCUGGAGCUCACAGCGUCAGGACCGUAUCGUCAAUGGGGGGUUCGAUCUGGCAAGGGAGAUCUUCUACCCGGAGCUUGGCGACAAGUUUAAAUACGGCGACCAAUGUGCCGUUGGCAAACGACCCGGUGCUCCUCAACUUGAAAGCUGGGUACGUCGGCAAUUCCCCGAAAUCAAGUCCUCUCUAACGGGAAAGAUCUGGCCCGUCUUCAUCAACUGCCUUCAUACGGCAGUGAGAACCAUUGACACUUCCCGUGUCAACUACGGGCAGGCAGAGAUAGCGUUGGCGCUGAUGGAGACGCUCACCAAGGCGCAUGGGACCAAGUUUGUGGUGGUUUCGCCCUACAGGGCCACCAAGGCCAACCUCGAGGGGCUUAUGGGGCAGCGGCUGGAUAAGAGCACCAAGGACUCGGCCCUUUACAAGGGUAUUUCUAAUGCCGAGGUCAGCGCCGCCGACUCCUUCCAGGGCAAGAAAGCAGACGUGGCAAUCUUCUUGACUACGGUGACCAAGGAGUCCGGCCCAGGAUUCGUCAUAGAUGCUCGGCGAUUCAACGUUGGUGUAACCCGCCAUGUCGACUUUCUGUUUGUGGUUGGUGACAUCACUACGAUGGACCCCGUCUAG
Molecule: messenger RNA, 1158 nt
Organism: Fusarium vanettenii 77-13-4
Lineage: Eukaryota; Fungi; Ascomycota; Sordariomycetes; Hypocreales; Nectriaceae
Exons: 3
Coding region: 1-1158 (385 amino acids)
Molecular function (GO): 5'-3' DNA helicase activity
Source: RefSeq, a predicted model, not a curated record